Molecule: messenger RNA, 1209 nt
Organism: Trichosurus vulpecula (common brushtail)
Lineage: Eukaryota; Metazoa; Chordata; Mammalia; Diprotodontia; Phalangeridae
Gene: TMEM254
Product: transmembrane protein 254
Exons: 4
Coding region: 56-430 (124 amino acids)
Source: RefSeq, a predicted model, not a curated record
CUCUCUUAGCCUAGUCCUGCACAGUCCGCUCCGGACAGUGCAAGGCGUGGUGACCAUGGAGGCAGCGGGGAGCGGUGCAGCCUACUUCAAGAGAGGCAGCCUCCCCUGGUUCGCAGUGAUCACGGUGUCCCUCGGUUACCUCACGUGGGUAGCCUACUGGCCUCAGAGCGUCCCCUACCAGAAACUUGGACCUCUGGGGCUCUUUACUGAGUACUUGGUGGAUAACUAUUUCGUACUCAUACGUAAUGGGUGUUCCCUUGCCUGGUUGAUUCAUUUGGGAGAAGCCAUAUAUGCUAUGAUACUGUGCAAUAAAAAAGGUAUCACAGAUGGCUGGGCUCGACUGCUGUGGUGUGUGCAAACAUUCCUCUUCGGGGUCGCUUCUCUCUCCAUCCUACUUGCAUAUAAACCUGACCAUCACAAAAAAAAGUAAAGAAGAAAUUAAAUAAGUUUUUUUGUAUAUUGUAUAUUCAUUCCUACUUUGUCUAAAUCUUUUUUAAAAAAUUUAGCGGUUUUUUUGAUCAUUUCAGAAAAUGUCUAUACUGCAAAUAGGUUUGGUUUCUUUCUCUGACUUUAAAACUCUUGCAUCAUCAUGUCCAAUAACUGAUGAUUUUCAUCAUUUCUGAGCAUAGGCUGCCUGACUAGGUUUAUUGAAUUCUGUGUAGCUCAACAAACAUCUGUUAAAUGCCUGUAGUGUGCAAGGCACAAUAUGAAUUAGACAUGUUUAGAGUGCUGGCCCUGGAGUCAGGAGGACCUGAGUUCAAAUGCAGCCUCCGACACUUGACAUUUAUUAGCUGUGUGACCCUGGGCAAGUCACUUAACCCUCUUUGCUUCAGUUUCCUCAUCUGUAAAAUGAGCUGGAGAAGGAAAUGGCAAACUGCCAUAGUAUCUUUACCAAGAAAACCCUAAAUGGGGUCACAAAGAGUGGAACACAACUAACUGACUAAACAACUCACUGCAGGGUUUUUAUAGUCUAGCAGAAGAGAUGAGACAUACAAAGUCAGUUAACAGUUCUGGGACUGCAAAAUGAAGGGGUUAUAUGUAACAAUGUUUUUUUUUUUUAAUUCUCAACUUUGCAAGCACAAAAUGAGCGUUUCCAUGUAUAUCGGGGAACAAAAGGAGAGUGUCAUAUAAGAAAUUGUAAAUUGAUUAUGUAAAACUUGUUUUUCUUUUUAAACAUGUAAUAAAUUCAAAAUAUAAAUUUCAAAACCA